Molecule: messenger RNA, 3214 nt
Organism: Lobosporangium transversale
Lineage: Eukaryota; Fungi; Mortierellomycota; Mortierellomycetes; Mortierellales; Mortierellaceae
Exons: 2
Coding region: 89-3040 (983 amino acids)
Biological process (GO): nucleocytoplasmic transport; activation of GTPase activity
Cellular component (GO): perinuclear region of cytoplasm; nucleus; cytosol
Molecular function (GO): GTPase activator activity; small GTPase binding
Source: RefSeq, a predicted model, not a curated record
AAAAAAAUGAAGGACAGUGCGUGUGUCCCUCAAAGAGGAAAAGAGAAAAACCUAUCAUUCUGUCCUCAUUCAUCCAAGUACUACCGACAUGACAGAGCAUCAAUACCAACAAUUCCGAAGGGCUGGCAUAAUUGAGAAAGUUUGUGUCAGAAUUGCUUCUACCUUCGCAAGCAAUGGCAACUCAGCCUGCCAUGUGAGUCUGCAAGACAUUCGGGAUGUGUUUCCAGAUGCACAGCGAUUCAAGCUGGAGGAACUUCCUAUUCCAUUCCUCAUAGACCCUAAUGGGAACAGAGUCGAGCCACCAUGCAUUGGAUUCUAUCCUUACAAGAUCCUGGAUGUCAUAACAGAAGCGCCGCAGCUAAGCAGCAGCGACAGUAGCAGCAGCAGCACCGGAGCUAGCAACGCCAACACCAGCAACACCAGUAUCAACACCAACACCAGCACAAAUACCAACAUCGAUAAUACUAAUUGCAGCUGCAAUAACAACAGCAAUCACAGCGCCCUCAUCCAUUUGCCUACAUUGAGAAAGUCGUCAAAGCAGGCCUCUCAGGAUACUCUUUUACCAUUAUCAAACUUGAUUCACUCUUUCAAUUCGUUCCUUACUACACGCAACAAUGCAUAUAUCGAGGUGAUCAACUCUAACCUUGAGAAGGUUGCAGAUGUGCUCUUGGAGGCCAAAGAGAAGGAUGACAAGAUGCUUAAUCUGGUAUUGGAAACCAAAGAGAAGGACAGCGAGAUGUUUGAACUUCAAGAUAAGAUGGCUAAAAUGCAAGUGGAAGCUAAGGAGAAGGAUGACAUAAUACAACAUCAAAGCCUCGACAAACCUGCCUUGCUCCAACAGCAUGUUGACGCUAUCCUCACUCAGAAUACUGAGCUUCACGAAUACGUAAUUCCUCGACUGUUUAUCAUUUUACCUGUCGAUCACACCAAGUGGGAUCCAAUGAAUGUCUUGAAGAACAAAAUUCGUGUUCAUUUCCUAUGUGAAUGUGGAGAUCACACUGCAAUGACAAGCAAGAAUAGUCAGAAGCCACUCCAUAUCAUCAAACAUGAUGGGUAUGAGAUCCGAAGCAGCACAGAAUUCUUCCGCAAGUACGGAAAGCACAUGUUUAUCCUUUUAAAGUGGCUCAAGUUAGGAAUGACCUCGUCUACAUCUCUGGCACCAUCCCCAGAUUUGAUGGAUGCUGGUAUCGAUUGUUCAAUCGACUAUAUGGAAGCACUCUCUAAGAAGGAUCCAGGCCUGAGCAACAUUGCUACAAUCGAUGGCUAUGAUGGACUGAAAGGAUCAGAUUUCCAAAAUGUGUGGACAUCCCUUCGAACCAAUGAUGAAGACAGGCAAUUUGGGAACUUGUACAGGAUCAUGAGCGAAACAGGGCGUGCCAAAUGGGUUUGUCUCGACCACUGUUGCUCGAUGUAUGAAGAUAAAGAACAGAAGGCAUUUGUAAGUGCAGUGGAAGUGAAUAGUGGCAAAUAUAACGGGCACCUUGGUAAAGUAACUAUCACACUCAGGUCCAGAGAGAGAGCUAAAGGUCUUUUCGAUGCACUAAGCAGGUCAAUACGAGUUUACGAGUUGGAUAUCACAUUUGGCUGGGAUUGGACUGAGACUGAUCUUGAAGCAUUUGAGAAUGCUUUGGCGGUGUCGAGCGUGAAGAUUCUUCGACUUGGGCUUACACGCACUCAAAGGAAUGCUGGUAUAAAGGACUCUUCAAUAUCCGCGCAAUAUGAAAAGCAUAUUCGCAUCAUAGAGCUCAGUAACAUGAAAACAAUCCAUAUUACUCUAUCUCAGGAUCUCAUGAAACUUCUCAGUUUACGACCUGCAAAACUGGCGCACCUUCAUAAGCUAACCUUUGGGGUGAAGGCUCGAUCGAUUGGAGCCAGCGAAUUACAAGGGCUUGUAAAUUUACUCAAGACUAACACGGCAUUGACGACUUUGGACUUGACCGACAACCCAAUUUUUGAUAAAGAAGUCCUGACACUGUCAGAGGCGCUCAAGACCAAUACAACUCUAGCGAUUUUGGACUUGAGUGACAACUCAGUUGGGGAUAAAGGAGCUCUGGCACUGUCGGAGGCGCUCAAGAUUAACAGUAGUUUGACCUCUUUGAGGUUGGGUAGCAACUCAAUUGGGGAUGAAGGAGCUCUGGCACUGUCAGUAGCGCUCAAGGCCAAUACAGCUUUGUCGAAUUUGGACUUGUGGAGCAACUUAAUUGGGAAUGAUGGAGCUCUGGCAUUGUCAGAAGCGCUCAAGGUUAACACUAGUUUGAUAACUUUGGGCUUGUGGGAGAACUCAAUUGGAGAUGAAGGAGCUCUGGCGUUGUCAGGGGCGCUCAAGGUUAACACUGAUUUGAUGGUUUUGGACUUGUGGCGCAACUCAAUUGGGGAUGAAGGAGCUCGGGUGCUAUCAGAGGCGCUCAAAGUUAAUAAUAGUUUGAGGACUUUGGAUUUGAGCAACAACUUAAUUUGGGAUGAAGGAUCCCUGGCAUUAUCAGAAGCGCUCAAGGCUAACUCCGGAUUGAACACUUUGGACUUGAGUGCUAACUCAAUUGAGGGUGAAGGAGCUCUGGCCUUGUCAGAGGCGCUCAAGGUUAACAGGAGUUUGAUGACUUUGGACUUGAGUGAAAACUCAAUUAGGGAUGAAGGAGCUCUGGCACUGUCAGAGGCGCUCAAGGUCACCAGUAGUUUGAUGUCUUUGGACUUGAGUGAAAACUCAAUUAGGGAUGAAGGAGCUCUGGCACUGUCAGAGGCGCUCAAGGUCACCAGUAGUUUGAUGUCUUUGGACUUGAGUUACAACUCAAUUGAGGAUGAAGGAGCUCUGGCACUGUCAGAAGCGCUCAAGGUCACCAGUAGUUUGAUGACUUUGGACUUGAGUUACAACUCAAUUGGAAAGAAAGGAACCUUGGCACUGUCAGAGGCACUCAAGGUCAAUACAACUCUGAUGACUUUGAACUUGGGUGGCAACGCAGUUGGGGAUGAAGCAGCUCUGGCAAUCUCAGAAGCACUCAAGACAAACGCAGUUUUAGCCAAAAAAAAAAUAAGACAGCCUUAAGCGUCAAAGAAGGGAUACUGAUGCUGUUAGCCACACUCUGGACUGUUUGACCAACUUUGGAUCGUUUUUGGGAUACUUGACUGAUUUGAUGGUUGAAAGAGCUCUGGGAGUGAUUAAAGAAAAUAGUUUGGUUUAAAUAAAGCUUGCUUGUAACAACCAAGCAGCCAUGGCGGC